AUGUCUUCUAAUCCUUCUCCAUUCAUCCAAGAAAGAUUGUAUAAUAAUCAUCUGACAGACAUUUCCUGCCCCGACCUGACAUCUGGAAUAAGAAAUAACCGGACACUGAGGACACUGGACCUGUCACUGAACAAUCUGGAGGGUCCUCAUUUCCGGGAUGUGAUGGAAGCUCUGACAACAAGCCGGAUAGAGGAAUUACAUUUGUGUGGUAAUCAUCUGACAGACAUGUCCUGCCCCGACCUGGCAUCUGGAAUAAGAAAUAACCAGACACUGAGGACACUGAGCCUGAAUAAUAACAAUCUGGAGGGUCCUCAUUUCAGGGAUCUGAUGGAAGCUCUGACAACAAGCCAGAUAGAGGAAUUACAAUUGCAUGAUAAUCAUCUGACCGACAUUUCCUGCCCCGACCUGGCAUCUGUAAUAAGAAAUAAUCAGACACUGAGGACACUGAACCUGUCAUAUAACAAUCUGGAGGGUCCUCAUUUCAGGGAUGUGAUGGAAGCUCUGACAACAAGCCGGAUAGAGGGAUUACAUUUGUAUAAUAAUCUCCUGACAGACAUUUCCUGCCCCGACCUGGCAUCUGGAAUAAGAAAUAACCAGACACUGAAGAUACUGAACCUGUAUAAUAACAAUCUGGAGGGUCCUCAUUUCAGGGAUGUGAUGGAAGCUUUGACAACAAGCCAGAUAGAGGAAUUACUAUUGGAUAGAAAUCAUCUGACAGACAGUUCCUGCCCCGACCUGGCAUCUGGAAUAAGAAAUAACCAGACACUGAGGACACUGAACCUGUCCAGGAACAAUCUGGGAGGUCCUCAUUUCAGGGAUCUGAUGGAAGCUCUGACAACAAGCCGGAUAGAGGAAUUACAUCUUAAGUACAAUAAGUUGACAGACAGUUCCUGCCCCGACCUGGCAUCUGGAAUAAGGGAUAACAAGACACUGAAAAGACUUUACCUGUCCAAUAACAACCUGGCGGGUCCUCAUUUCAGGGAUCUGAUGGCAGCUCUGAAAACAAGCCGGAUAGAGGAAUUACAUUUGGAUAAUAAUCAGCUGACAGACAGUUCCUGCCCCGACCUGGCAUCUGGAAUAAGAAAUAACCAGACAUUGAGGAUACUGGACCUGUCUGGGAACAAUCUGGAGGGUCCUCAUUUCAGGGAUCUGAUGGAAGCUCUGACAACAAGCCGGAUAGAGGAAUUACAUCUGAGGGAUAUUGGGUUGACGGAUGAAUGUACGACAUCACUGGAGUCACUGAGUGAUAGCAAGAGCCUCAGAUUGCUGGAUCUGCUGAACAACAGAAUAACAGAUGUCGGUUCCAACCACAUCCGGCAUCUAAUAAUCAAAUCCUCCAGCCUGAAAGAAAUCUGGGCCAGCUCCCAAUUCAUGUCAGAUGAAGCUAAAAGAGAGCUAAAAGAACUGGAAGUGCUUCGUCCAGGCCUGAAAGUUUUGCUAUAUUGAA
Nanorana parkeri is the source of this 1447-nucleotide messenger RNA. RefSeq names its product ribonuclease inhibitor-like. Gene Ontology annotation, molecular function: protein binding. NCBI's taxonomy places the organism in Eukaryota, Metazoa, Chordata, Amphibia, Anura, Dicroglossidae. The coding region runs from base 1 to 1446 and encodes 481 amino acids. The transcript is spliced from 10 exons. Gene Ontology annotation, cellular component: cytoplasm. The record is from RefSeq and is a predicted model, not a curated record.